Corvus hawaiiensis (hawaiian crow) is the source of this 1362-nucleotide messenger RNA. Its product is annotated as C-factor-like. NCBI's taxonomy places the organism in Eukaryota, Metazoa, Chordata, Aves, Passeriformes, Corvidae. The transcript has 6 exons. Bases 38 to 805 code for a protein of 255 amino acids. The record is from RefSeq and is a predicted model, not a curated record.
CUGCCAUGUGUCACCGCCCGGCGUGGAGGCUGCGGACAUGGCUGCGCUGGCUCGGAGUGUCCUGGUGACAGGGUCCAACCGCGGCAUCGGACUGGAGCUUGUGCGGCAGCUCGCCGCCAGCCCCCAGCCCCCCCAGCAUAUUUUUGCCACCUGCCGCGACCCCAAGGGUCCAAGAGGGAAGGCCCUGCAAGAAUUAGCUGCCCAACACGCCAGCAUCAAACUGGUCCAGCUAGACACAGUGAAUUUGCCCAGCAUCCAAGGGGCCAUGCAGGCUGUGGGGUCUCAUCUGAAGGACCAGGGCUUGAACCUGCUCAUCAACAACGCAGGCAUCAGCUCCCACGCCACACUGCACUCCCUGGACUCGCAGGAGAUGCUCGACGUGUUUGCCACCAACGUGGUUGGGCCACUCCAGGUUGUCAAGGAAUUUCUGCCACUCCUGGAGCAGGCGGCGAAGGGCGUGGGGAAGGAGGGUCUGAGCUGCAGCAGGGCUGCUGUCAUCAACGUCUCCAGCAAACUGGGCUCCAUUGGGCUGUGCCUCGGGCUGCCAGAGGCCCCCAUGUACCCGUACCGGGCCAGCAAGGCUGCCCAGAACAUGGUGACGAGGUGCUUGGCUGUGGAGCUUCAGGACAAGGGGAUCUUGUGUGUGGCCAUCCAUCCUGGCUGGGUGAAGACUGACAUGGGCACAGAGAAGGCACCGCUGACAGUGGAGCACAGCGUGAGGGGCAUCCUGACCGUGCUGGCCAGCCUCUCACAGGACACCUCUGGAGCCUUCCUCGACUGGGAAGGGAACAGCAUGCCCUGGUGAUGGACAGAUGGACGGCGCCUCUUGCCCAUGCUGCAGCCUCUGCUCGUUGGCUCACCACUCUGCAUGGUCACCCCACUCACCCUCAGCCCUUCCCACACUGCCGGAGAGAGGGAAUUGCCUUGGGAAAUAGCCUCUCUCUCCUUCCCUACCCCAUAUGUGCCCCUGUGGUCCCCCUGUGCCCCCAUCUCUGUAAACUCUGGCAGCUGAUGCCUCUCUGCUCCAUCUCCACACCCAGUCUCAAACCUCCCAUCCAAGCCUGGGGCAGGAUCGCUGUGCUCUGCCCGAGUGCUGUGUGUCCCUCUGUCCCACCUGUGACCAGCCAUCCCCCAGCUGAGGGGAGAGGGCAGCUGAUCCCUGUGACCCCCAGCCCCUCGGACAGCCCAGCCUGGGCAGGGGAAAGCCAGUCCUGCAGGGGCUCGGAAGAUCCCUCUCCUCUCAGCAGAGGAGCCCUGCUCCAGCUUCUCCUCUGCCUCCUGGAGGGGAGGUCUCCAGAGGGCAGCCACGGUGCCAUGGGACCUGCAGGUUGUCACUCAUGGGGAUGCCAGUGACAGCCGUGG